This is a messenger RNA of Clunio marinus, 2942 nucleotides long. Lineage: Eukaryota; Metazoa; Arthropoda; Insecta; Diptera; Chironomidae. The record is from the annotation of a GenBank genome assembly.
AGUGUUUGAAACAAGAUAGAAAUAAAAUGCUAGCUUUUAGAUGAGGAAAUAAUUCAAAGAAGCGAACAAAAAAACAAAAUUAUAAAACAAAAAUCGAAGACAAAACACAGAAACUUGCUGAUUCUACGAAAUUUGCUACGCAAUACAUUUUUCGUCACUGGAUUAUUAACACAAUUUUAGAAACAUUGACUCCGUUCAAAGUGAAACAUCUUGCUACAGCUACAUCAAAGCUGAUUUCGCGGCAUGUAUUGUGCCAUGAUGUCAUGAUCAUGAGCGGCACAACAAGAUCGGGGAUAUUUCUCAAUAUUAUUCUACUCCUAAUAUUGGUCAAUCCUCUGUUGGCCGUUAAGCCCCACAAGAACAAUCGCGAUAAAAAUCGGCAUCAUUCUCAAGAGGAACGUCAAUCGGAAUUUGUGAAAGGGAAAAUAUGCAUUGGAACAAAUGGCCGAAUGUCGGUACCAUCGAAUCGAGAGUUCCAUUAUAAGAACUUGAAAGAUCGAUACACAAACUGCACGUACGUUGAUGGCAACCUUGAGAUCACUUGGAUUCACAACAAUUCCUAUGACUUGAGCUUCUUGCAACACAUUCGAGAAGUCACUGGCUAUGUGCUUAUUAGUCAUGUUGACACAGAGCACGUUAAACUUCCGCGUCUCCAAAUCAUCCGUGGCCGAACGCUCUUCAAACUCAAUGUGUGGAACAGCGAGUUUGGACUUUUCGUUUCAUUCUCACAAAUGUCAACAUUGGAAUUGCCAGCACUUCGAGACAUUCUCAAUGGAUCUGUGGGAAUGUUCAACAACUACAACUUGUGUCACAUUCGAUCAAUUGAAUGGGACGAAAUAAUAUCAGGUGAAGACCCUUACAACCUUCUUAUGGUGGUGUUAGAUCCGUUGGUAGUUACAAAUGAAACAAAUAAUGGUCCAAAUGCUACCAACAUGUACACUUACAAUUUCACUUCACCCGAACGUAUUUGUCCGCCAUGUCACUCAAGUUGCGAGAAAGGAUGUUGGGGAGAAGGUCCGGAAAACUGCCAAAAGUUCAGUAAAACAAAUUGUGCUCCACAAUGUUCACAAGGAAGAUGUUUUGGUCCAAAGCCGAGAGAAUGUUGUCACUUAUUUUGUGCGGGUGGAUGUACAGGUCCAACACAAAAAGACUGCUUAGCUUGUAAAAACUUUUAUGAUGAUGGCGAAUGCAAGCAAGAAUGCCCAGCAAUGCAAAUCUAUAAUCCAACAAAUUAUCUAUGGGAGCCGAAUCCAAAUGGAAAAUUCGCUUAUGGUGCAACAUGUGUGAAGCAUUGUCCCGAACAUUUAUUGAAAGACAAUGGCGCAUGUGUUCGAACAUGUCCAAUAAAUAAGAUGGCUAAGAAUGGAGAAUGCGUUCAAUAGAUCACUGGAUAUCUGAACAUUCAAGGAUAUAAUGAACAUUUCACUAAUUUAUCGUACUUCAGAAAUCUGGAAGUCAUUGGCGGUCGUCAAUUGAAGGAAAAUUUGUUUGCGUCACUUUUCAUUGUGAAGACUUCAUUGCGAUCUUUGGGAUUAAAGUCUCUCAAAUUGGUGAAUUCUGGAGCAAUCGUGAUUGUUGAAAAUAAGCAUCUAUGCUUCGUUGAUGGAAUCGAUUGGAAUAAGAUUAAAAAGUCGAAAGAUCACGAGUCUGUUAUUACUCCCAAUAGGAACUCAACUGAGUGCAAACUUGCUGGUGAAGUUUGUUCAGAUGAAUGUUCCGCAUCAGGUUGUUGGGGACUUGGACCAGAUCAAUGUCUUGAAUGUAAAAAUUUUGUUUACAAAGGCACAUGCUUAACAAACUGUAAAAGUAUUCCAAAGAUUUAUCAAAUCGACAAAAAGAGUUGCGGCGAUUGUCAUGAACAAUGUAAAGGUUCAUGUACCGGUCCAAACUCUGAUGAUUGUCUCGAAUGUGCCAAUGUCAAAGAUGGAAAGUUUUGUGUCGCUGAAUGUUCUUUCUCAAAAUAUGCCACAAAUGGAAAUUGUUUAAAUUGCCAUGAGUCAUGUAAUGGAUGUAAAGGACCAAGAAAUACAAUUGCUGAUGACGGUUGCAUCGAUUGUGACAACAUCAUUUUCAAUGGAACACUUCAGAAAUGUUUGAAGAAGAAUUCGACAUGUCCUGAUGGAUAUUUCAAAGAAUAUGUUGGACCUUACGAUAAAGUCUUAGCUGGAAAAUCAAUUUGCCGUCAAUGCCAUCCACGUUGCAAACAAUGCACUGGCUUCGGGUUCCAUGAAAGUGUUUGCUCGGAAUGUGCACGCUAUCGGCGAGGUGAACAAUGUGAAGAUGAAUGUGGCGAGAAUCAAUACGCUGAUGAAGAGAAAAAAACUUGUGAACCAUGUCACGAUGAAUGUCAAAGAUGUCGAGGUCCAGGUCCAAAUAAUUGCCACGAUUGUCGUCAUUUGAAGAUCUUUCAUGAUGGCGUUUCAUCAGAAAAUUAUAUCAACACAACUGAGUUCAACUGCACAUUCAUUUGUCCACCUGACAGACGAUACAAAAUCUUCCCCGAAGCUAAUGACAAUAAAAAUCGACCAUAUUGCUCAGCUGACAAGCCCGAUGUCUUCAACUUCCGAUCUGACGAAGACGACUAUUUAAUGCCAACGGGACCAAAUCAAUCCCAACCCACAACCGGUUAUAUGGAUUUAGGCGGCGUCUCACAGCCAGCAAUUGAUAAUCCCGAAUACUUACUUAACUCUAAUCCUGCAGCGAAUAUUGUAACAAUAAGUAGUACUGUUAAGGAGAAUAACUUCCAAAAUAUGAAUAAUAAUAGUUUACUGAGUAACUUGAAUAAUGUUCAGAUCAAAACUGACACAAAUAACAUGCCAACACAAACGCUUGGCAUUCCUUUAACAAAUUCCGGUGAACCAAUUUCAGAUCACGAAUAUUAUAAUGACUUGCAGAGAGAGUUACAACCGUUGCAAAAUUCUCGAAGCGAGACAACUGUGUAA